GACCCCGCGGGGUCCCGGGGUCGGGCCCGAGGGCUCCCCGAGCGGUCGGGGCUCAGCCCCCAGGGCCGGUGCUGGGGGGGCGAACCCCGGCUCGUUCGGCCGGGGACCCAACAGAGCGGCUCGGUGCCUCGGCCGGCGGGGAGCAGCCGGCUGAGGGAGCCGCGUCCCGCUCCGAGGGCUGGGCCGUAAACCGGCUGCGGGACCCACGCUCCCCACGGCGCCUUCUCUCCACGGCGUCCCUGACAGGCACCGGCCGCCGGCGGAGGCUGCGCCGCCGGGAUUGCGAGAAAUGGAAGGAGCCUCGUGACUUACACGAGGUCUGCCCAGCACAGACAGUGCGUGGCCCGGGGCGAGGGGUGGCACGAGGGCUCCCGGCCCCUCCGGGAGGGCACGGAGCGCUCCCGGCCCCGCUCGCCGGCGCCGCGGCUCUUGCCCGGCCGAGGUGCGGGCACAGGGGCGGUGUCGCCCGGCCUCGUCGCGGCGUUGUGGCGUCAUCGCGGCGCGCCGCGGCAGCGGGAGGGACGCGGCGGAGCGGCGGCCGUGGCGCGGCACCGGAGCCAUGCCGGGCCAGAAAUCCUUCCGCCGGCGCCGGGAGGACGAGGACGAGGAGGAGGAGGACGAGCAGCUCGCCGAGGAGGUCAGGUUAAAACUUGAGGAAGCCAAAGAAGUUCAGAGCCUCAGAAAGCGGCCCAAUGGGGUGAGUGCUGUUGCUCUGCUGGUGGGAGAGAAGCUGCAAGAGGAAGCCACACUUGUGGAUGACCCAUUUAAGAUAAAAUCUGGGGGAAUGGUAGAUAUGAAGAAGCUGAAAGAAAGAGGCAAAGACAGAAUCAAUGAAGAGGAAGAUCUGAACUUGGGAACUUCCUUCUCAGCAGAAACCAACAGGCGGGAUGAAGAUGCUGACAUGAUGAAGUACAUUGAGACUGAGCUGAAGAAGAGAAAGGGAAUCGUGGAGAACGAGGAGCAGAAGGUGAAGCUUAAGAAUGCUGAGGACUCCCUGUACGAGCUGCCGGAGAACAUCCGUGUCUCCUCUGCCAAGAAGACUGAGGAGAUGUUGUCCAACCAGAUGCUGAGUGGCAUUCCUGAAGUGGACCUGGGGAUCGAUGCAAAAAUAAAAAACAUCAUCUCAACUGAAGAGGCCAAGGCCAAGCUGCUGGCAGAACAGCAGAACAAAAAGAAAGACAGUGAAACUUCCUUUGUUCCCACCAACAUGGCUGUUAAUUAUGUCCAGCACAACAGAUUUUAUCACGAGGAGCUGAAUGCACCAGUGCGAAGGAACAAGGAGGAGCCAAAGCCCCGCCCGCUGAGAGUGGGGGACACGGAGAGGCCGGAGCCUGAGCGGUCUCCUCCAAAUCGCAAACGUCCUCUCAAUGAAAAAGCCACAGAUGAUUAUCACUAUGAGAAGUUCAAGAAGAUGAACAGGCGAUACUGAUGAAUGUGGACUGAAGCCUCUGGAGUUAUUCCUAUUUUCCACCAAUAAAGGAUUUUGUGUCAGAGACCUGCGAUGGAUGUUGGGAGGAGUCACUACCUUCAGAUGCUGAUGUUACCUAUGAAGCUCUUCCUUUGUGAUCUUGUAGUGAAUCAGUUUGCAGGUGAUUGUGAACUCUGGUUGGUGUAACUUUGUAUAUAAAUAUGUUCUUAUAAAUGAAGUUUUUUAAUGGAAAAUGAGUUUCAUGGUUGGCAAUUUUUAGUGAGAAAAUAAAGUGGCUUUUAUAGAUUUUUCUUUUCACCAUCUUAAUAGCAUAAAAAAGAGAUCCUUUAAAAGCAGCAAUGCUGUUUUGUUUGUAAAUGUAAAGCUCUUGGGAGCUUGUCUUCUUGUCCACAUGUCUUCCCCAGAAGUGCAGUGUGGGUACUUGUAGAGAAGAUUUGUAACUUGAAAAUAGUAAAGGUGUUUUUUAAGUUAUUGUA
Motacilla alba alba is the source of this 1905-nucleotide messenger RNA. RefSeq names its product chromosome 17 C9orf78 homolog (gene C17H9orf78). NCBI's taxonomy places the organism in Eukaryota, Metazoa, Chordata, Aves, Passeriformes, Motacillidae. The transcript has 9 exons. Bases 560 to 1429 code for a protein of 289 amino acids. The record is from RefSeq and is a predicted model, not a curated record. Gene Ontology annotation, cellular component: spliceosomal complex. Gene Ontology annotation, biological process: mRNA splicing, via spliceosome.